UCUAGUUGACAACUGCAUUUCUAAACUGACACUUGUCACCAGCGAUUGGCAACGCCGAGUGUAGCCCCAAAAUACAAGCAUGUGUAUUUUGACAAUUGAGCGGGAGUUUUGACGGCGUAGCUCCACAUCGCAUUGAGCAAUUUCUAGUUGGUGUUUGCUUUGGAUCUUGUUUGGGUUGGUGGUUCCAAUUGGACGCAACUGCUCGCGGAUAGGUUAAAAAGUGAAAAAAGUGCAUAAACAAUUUAUAUCGCCAAUUGAAGCUUGUUUUCUUCGACAAUUUUGUGAUUGUGGUGCACUGGAACUGUAUUGUGCUGUCCCCCAACUCUGCGAGUUCUAGUACGUACGUUUGUCGCGGCGCGUGCCCGAUCGUACAUACAUACAUAUUUGUUUGUACUGUUGUUUUAGUGGAGCUCCUCAAGGCAUCUCGCAUUCGCGUAUCUCAUAUAAACUGUCGCGGUCGAAGUCGUUUCUGCUUUGGAGAAGUAGCGCUGGCAUUGGGGCGAACGCACUCACACACCCAUGUCUACAAUUGUGGUCAAACACGCACGGACAGUUGGAUGAGCAUACAACAAUAAGAAAAAUAUGAACAAGAACACUUGUACGUUCUAUAGUUAUUCUUGGUUUGUUUUUUAUUUAAAUUGAAAUUUAUUACACUUUUGAAAACAUACUGUGCUGUUGUUUUCGGUCGGAUUAGUCGAUCAGUGGUUUGCGUUGUGCUCAGCGAUUAUUCUUUUAUUAUUUACCUGCUUUAACACAACGGGGGCCGUGCUCUAAAAAGUUUGUAUGCUUUUAACAUAUUUUAAAAAGUUUACCUAUAAAUAAACGAGAAAACUACAAAGGAAAGCGAAUACUUCUACUACAUACUUGAGUGUAAAAACUAAACGCGAGCAGGAGGAAUAAAUCAGAAAACGCAAAAAAUUUUAGGAAUAUAAAAAAAUAAAAAUUUCGUUUAAAGGCCAAUUAAGAAUAAAUACUUAAAAAAAAUUGUUAAACAACAGUAGCACCCAAAAAUUCAACCGCGCACAUAGUUCAACAUGGAUAUGGAUACAGACAAUGAGAAAGAGGUGCUCUGCGAGAAAAUCAUUAACGACAUACAUGCGGUAUUCCUCAAGGACCCAGACCUCUCCACCUUCGAAAUUAUACCGACCUUCUUGAAUCGCAACAAAUCUCCCGUGAUCCACACUGAACACCAUCUUGGCUUGGAGGCGUGGUGCAUGAAACAUGUCUACCAUCAUUCACACAAAACCAUAAUCGGCUACCGGCGCCAACACCAGCAACGUUAUCUGCAACACAGCGAUGUUUUGCUGAAAUAUCUGAAUGUAGCGCUGCUCGUCAACCCGGAUGUGACCACAUUCUGGCACAUACGCCGCCAGAUGGUACAGACGAAUCAUUUGAAAAUAAAUUGCGAAUUUAAAUUCUCUGCGUUGAUAUUGUCGAAAAAGCCGAAAUCGAGCGAGGCAUUCGCAUACCGACGCUGGCUGUACUCGUUUCAGAGUCAUGACGCCAUCGAUUGGCCCAGCGAGCUGGGUAUUUGCGAACGUUGCGCCGACCGCAGCGCAAACAAUUAUCACGCUUGGACGCAUCGCAUGUGGGUAUUGCAAAACGAUCGCGAUCUCAUAUGCUCGGAGCUGAUGAUGACCGAGAAGUUUAUGCGCAAACACAUCAGCGACUACAGCAGUUAUCACUAUCGACAGACGCUGAUACAGCACGCCUACGCGAUGUGCUACUAUGAAUCGAAUGAGCUGGAGCAUUUGCACAAUUUGAAAGAUCUGAUAAGCUACUAUCUGGUCGAUGAUUUGGAGAUACUCAGCACCGCUGAUGUGUUGCAGAUAAUGCUGCCCGGUGUUGAUCAGGCAGCGGUGGGUGAGCAACGCUUGAGCUCUUUCCUGUAUUGCUGUAAUUUGGCAGCGCACGACAUACGCUUGUGCGACGAUCAGAAGAAUAUGUAUGGGGAACGCGAAUCAUUCGAAAAUCAUCGACGCGCUUCGCUGCGCUUCAUUGUAGAGAACACUGUGCGUUUGCUACAUGGCGAACUGCCGGGGCUGUAUCUAGCGCCGCGCACCUAUGCACAAUUGCAGGAAUUCAAUGCGGCGCUAAAGAAGUUUGAUUAUGGCGCGUACACGUUUUUGGCGGCGCUCAAGCGCUCGGAGAGCAUGCUGGGCGAGAAGCAUCGCAAAUGGUGUAAGAUAUUUUUGGGCUUCAAUUAUGCGUAAGGAGAUGGUGCGGCCGUUCGCAAUGCGAUCGUUGGCGUAGUGGCCUGUUUUCAAGCGAAUUUUUAUACACUCACGAAGAAACAUUUGUUUGUAAUGAUUUCGAUUAGUACAAAUUGAGGAUCAAGCGAAA
This is a messenger RNA of Rhagoletis pomonella (apple maggot), 2343 nucleotides long. It is a transcript of the gene temp, whose product is annotated as protein prenyltransferase alpha subunit repeat-containing protein 1. The record is from RefSeq and is a predicted model, not a curated record. Gene Ontology annotation, cellular component: cytoplasm. The coding region runs from base 1035 to 2213 and encodes 392 amino acids. Gene Ontology annotation, molecular function: protein prenyltransferase activity. Lineage: Eukaryota; Metazoa; Arthropoda; Insecta; Diptera; Tephritidae. Gene Ontology annotation, biological process: protein prenylation. The transcript has 3 exons.